UUCAAAACACCGUGUCAGUUGAGUUUUGACAGUAAGCUCGCUGUGCGUUUCUGCAACCAACACACGGCUUUUCGGUGAAAUUUAAAGCCGUGCGUUCCAUCACUGACUCCAAGAGAAGGCAGGCGGCCAGGAGUGUGUCCAGCGAGGGAGCGAGGGAGCGGGCGAUCUCUCUGAGGUUGUCAGCCGUCCUGGAUGCUCCGCAGGGGGCCGCGUACCAGGUCUCGGUUCUGAGGGCCGUGCCCGGGUCUGCAUGGGGCACUCUGGGGUGACAGCCCGCAAUCCGGGGAAAUCGCAGGCUCCUCUGUCCUCCUUUUGCUGUUGUCCCUGUGGAUGCCUUUCCGGUUGUCUCCAGUGUUCCUGCUGUUUCCCGCCGGGUGUGGUGGGCUGCACCUUUGUUGGGCGACCCGGAGAGCCGCCUCUGGACCUGGGCAGCAUUCCCUGGUUGGGCCACGCCCUGGAGUUCGGGAAGGAUGCGGCCGGCUUCCUGGCGAGGAUGAAGCAGAAACACGGGGACAUCUUCACGGUGCUGCUGGGGGGCAGGUACGUCACGGUCCUCCUAGACCCGCACUCCUACGACGCCGUGGUGUGGGAGUCGCGCGCCAAGCUGGACUUCCACGCCUACGCCCUCUUCCUCAUGGAGCGGAUUUUCGAUGUGCAGCUGCCUCACUACAGCCCCAGCGAUGAGAAGGCCAGGAUGAGGCCGACGCUCCUGCACAGGGACCUGCAGGCGCUCACCGAGGCCAUGGACGCCAACCUCCGCACCGUCCUGCUGGGUGACACUGCGGCCGCGGACGGCAGCUGGCACGAGACGGGCCUGCUCGAGUUCGCCUACGGCACCCUGCUCAGGGCCGGCUACCUUACCCUGUACGGAGUUGAGGCAUCGCCACGCACCCAGCAGAGCCAGGCGCAGGACCGCGUCCACUCGGCCGACGUCUUCCACUCUUUCCGCCAACUCGACCUGCUGCUCCCCAAACUGGCUCGCGGCACCCUGUCGGCAGGGGAUAAGGACCUCGCGUGCAGCGUCAAAAGUCGCCUGUGGAAGCUGCUGUCCCCCACCAGGCUCGCCACCCGAGCCCACCGGAGCAGCUGGCUGGAGAGCUACCUGCUGCACCUGCAGGAGAUGGGCGUGUCAGAGGAGAUGCAGGCUCGGGCGCUGGUGCUGCAGCUCUGGGCCACGCAGGGGAACAUGGGCCCCGCUGCCUUCUGGCUGCUGCUCUUCCUUCUCAAGGGUCCCGAGGCCCUGGCUGCUGUCCGCGGGGAGCUGGAGCGCGGCCUGGAGCAGCCGGACUCGCGGAUGGCUGCCCUGCCGCAGAAGGUUCUAGACGACACACCUGUGCUGGACAGUGUGCUGAACGAGAGCCUCAGGCUCACGGCCGCGCCGUUCAUCACCCGAGAGGUCAUGUUGGACCUGGCCUUGCCCAUGGCCGAUGGGCGGGAAUUCACCCUGCGACGUGGUGACCGCCUCCUUCUGUUUCCCUUCUUGAGCCCCCAGAAGGACCCAGAAAUCUACACGGACCCCGAGGUGUUUAAGUACAACCGGUUCCUGAACGCUGACGGCUCGGAGAAGAAGGACUUCUACAAGGACGGAAAACGACUGAAGAAUUACAGCAUGCCUUGGGGAGCGGGGCACAACCAGUGCCUGGGCCGGACCUACGCCACCAACAGCAUCAAGCAAUUUGUGUUCCUGGUGCUGCUGCACUUCGACCUGGAGCUGCUGGACGCUGGGGCCGAGCUGCCCGAGUUUGACCUCAGCAGGUACGGCUUCGGCCUCAUGCAGCCGGAGCGCGACGUGCAGGUGCGCCUCCGCCUCCGGCCCUGAGACCCCCGAGACGUGCCCACCGCCCGCCGGCCGGCCCCACCUCCCACCUGGCCAGGCCAGAAGAGCGGUGCAGGCCUCAGGCCUCCUGCAGGGGGCGCCAGCUGUGGCCACAGCCCGGUCUGCUUUGUGCGGGACACGUUUGCCUUAGUUGUCGUCGUCGAAUCAUCUUUGGGAGACUUGAAUUCCAAACGUCCCUUUUCUUGGGCGCUUGAAGACUGGGCCAUGCUGGGCCCCCGUGGCCAAGGGUGGCUGCUGGCCGGAGCUUGUGGGGGACACGUGCUCUCUGCUUCUGCAUUCGGUGCUGACUCAGAGGCGCCGUUGUAGGAGGUGGAGGGAGCCAGCCAAACUCACCCCAGCCUGGGUGCACUGCUCGGAACAGAUCAGAGAUGCACACUUGGCUUUGCCUCGGCUUUAGAAAACAAGCAGCUUAGGGGCCGGCGCUGUGGCAUAGUGGGUAAAGCCGCCACCUGUGGUGCUGGCAUCCCAUAUCGGCGCCGGUUCAAGUCCCAGCUGCUCCACUUCCAAUCCAGCUCUCUGCUGUGGCCUGGGAAAGCAGUAGAAGAUGGCCCAAGUGCUUGGGCCCCCACACCGUCGUGGGAGACCUGGAAGAAGCUCCUGGCUUCGGAUUGGCCUAGCUCUGGCUAUUGGGGUCAUUUGGGGAGUGAACCAGCAGAUGGAAGGCCUCUCUCUCUCUCUGCCUCUGCCUCUCAAAUAAUAACUAAAUAAAUUUUAAAAGAAAACAAGCAACUUAAAGGAGAAAAAAUCCUGCAAGCCUUGAUUUGGAUGGUAGGUCUUGUUAGUAAGACUGGGACCUGCUUUCGGCGUACCCUUUCAGUGCCUGCCACAGGCACAGUUGGCACUGUGUGUGCACCCCUGGCCCCACAUUUGUGGGGAGACAAUGGCUGUGCCCACUGUGCAGAUGAGAAGACCGGCUCAGAGAAGUGAAGUGCCUGCGUCACACAGCUCGUAAGCCAGUGGGACGCAGUCUUUUGUCUGUCUGGACAGUUCUGCAUCCCUUGGGCCCCAGGGGCGGCAGUGGGGGCAGGGGGUGGCUGUUCUACAGCACAGGACAGCUGACAGAGCUGUGUGCUUCCAAGGGUGGCUGCAGCCCACAAGAUGCAGAUACACGCAUAGCUGCUCUCCAGGGCCACGUCUGGCCGUGGGGGCUUUCCAGGCACCUCCCGUGUUCCCAGGCAGACACCGUGAUUGGCAGGAGGCCGGAUAUCCCCAGGGAAACCCAUCUCCACGCCUGGGUGACCCUGCUGCCGCCUGCCUCUUCACUCUGCAGGCAAUCAGAGCUGGCAGUCUCCUGUGGGAGGCUGGCGCUGGUUUCCAUGGCAACCCGCAGCUACCGCCCCGUGGCUUCAAAGCGCAGGAAGAAAGUGGGCAGGCGUCGCUGCGGGGCUGCGACCCCGGUGCGGUGCGGAAGGCCCCGGUCAGACCGGGGCUCUCGCCCGCUGAGACUGGAGUCGCACCUGCGCUCCCGCAGGGCCGACUCCCUUUACAGGUGGCACCUGCUCGGAGAGCCACGAUCGGAAGGGAGUUAGCCACAGGGAGGUGGCCUGGAUGUUACCGUGUCCCCUUGUCACCGCUGUGAGGAUCCCGAGACGGCGGGACGCUUGUUAGGAGGAUUUCAUGCAGUGUCCCUGUACCACGGUCAUUGUUACAGUGUCAAGGCUACAUUUUGUAUUGUUUUUACUUAAUAGUCUCCUAUAGACAGAUUCACCUUUGAAAAUUAAGAAUUUGUUUAAAAGGGGAGCUUUUUGCAUCGCUUGGAAGUGGACAGCGUGUCUCGCUGGCUGUGAACAGAAUCUGCUGGGGCUGAGGCCCAGAGCCUGCCGGCCGUCUUGGCUACACAGCGAGCAGGUGCCAUGCCAGCGUCUCCCUGAGUCUUUGUCUUUGACCAUCCCCAGGGGCCGGAAAGGACAGGAAGAGGGGCAAGCUGCUCCCUGGAGGGGCCACCAGGGCCGUCUCCUCCCCCAGGGGGCCACCCCAGAAGCUGGUGACAUCCUACCCGCCCCUUUCCUGAGGGUCAUUGGUUCUGAUGGAUUUUCUUGUGUAAACACCACGCCCCCUGAGCAGCAGCCAUUGUUAAGCUUUGCUACUGUAAUAAAGAGUUCUAUUUUCAUAUAACACUGACAAAUGGAAACGUGCUGAAAUCGAUUAAACCAGCCUUGUUUGUGGA
This is a messenger RNA of Oryctolagus cuniculus (rabbit), 4004 nucleotides long. It is a transcript of the gene PTGIS, whose product is annotated as prostaglandin I2 synthase. Gene Ontology annotation, biological process: prostaglandin biosynthetic process. The record is from RefSeq and is a predicted model, not a curated record. Gene Ontology annotation, molecular function: monooxygenase activity; prostaglandin-I synthase activity; oxidoreductase activity, acting on paired donors, with incorporation or reduction of molecular oxygen. Lineage: Eukaryota; Metazoa; Chordata; Mammalia; Lagomorpha; Leporidae.